UACUGGUAGCCAGGUUUUGUUCAUUUUCAUGGUUUCUUCCUUUCUUUUGAAAUUGCCCGCAUGCUUGUGGAUUACAAGAAGAAGUUGUAUGAAGGGAAUGAAAGCAGGAAAGACAAAAGAAGGAGGGGGGAAGGAGAGAAGAAGAGAGCACGCACGCGCGCGCCCGCGGGCGGGGCCGGGCGCGCGACUCUCUCUCCCUUUCUCUGUCUGUGUCUCUGCCUGCGCGCGGAGGAGUAAAUGAGGGGCCCGCGGGCCCGGCUGGGCCAAUGGCGAGGCGAGGUUGGAGGCGGCGGCGCUGAUUGGCCGGGCGGAGGUUCUUAGCCCGCGCGACGCCCCUCGCCCCUUGUCUACUGAACUGAGUCCAGCUGGCGCCAGGGCUGACAUAGGAUGCUUUGGGGAUGUUGCAAAAAAGGAGGCCAGCCUUCUAAGUGGAGCUCGCCCGCGGAGGAGCUAGGGCCCUUCCCCUCCCUCCCGCCCUCUCUCCCUCCCGCCGCAUCAUCUCGCGCUCUCUUUCCAAACAAUCUCCCGCCGCCCCCACUUUUAACAGACCCUUAAAGAAAACUUUGCAAACAUUUUGGGAGCUUUGGUUCAGUCCGCUUGGAAGAGCCCCUCCGUAUCCUGGUUUAGCCCUUUGAAAGAGGGAAGGCGGUUUCGUCGCGCGUUAACCCUCCCUCCCUUCGGAGGUCGACCUGCCUCCGCCAUGGAGGUGGCCACGGACCAGCCCCGCUGGAUGGCCCACCACGCCGCCGUGCUCAACGGGCAGCACCCGGAGGCCCACCACCCGGGCCUGGCCCACAACUACAUGGAGCCGGCGCAGCUCCUGCCCCCGGACGAGGUGGACGUCUUCUUCAACCACCUGGACUCCCAGGGCAACCCCUACUACGCCAACUCGGCCCACGCCCGCGCCGCCGCCCGCGUCUCCUACAGCCAGGCCCACGCGCGCCUGACGGGGGGCCAGAUGUGCCGCCCGCACUUGCUGCACAGCCCGGGCCUUCCGUGGCUGGACAGCGGCAAGGCGGCCCUCUCGGCGGCCCACCACCACAACCCGUGGGCGGUGAGCCCCUUCGCCAAGGCGCCGCCGCUGCACCCCUCCGCGGCCGGGGCUCCGCCGGGCUCGGCGCUGUACUCGGGCGGCGGGGGCGGCGGGGGCGGCAACGGCUCCUCCCCGGCCUCGCACGCGGGGCCCCCGCACCUCUUCGGCUUCCCGCCCACGCCGCCCAAGGAGGUCUCGCCCGACCCCAGCGCCGGGGGCAGCAGCAGCAGCGCCGCCUCGCCCGCCUCGGCCGCCGGCGGAGACGCCAAGGAGUCGCUCAAGUACCAGGUCUCCCUGGCCGAGGGCAUGAAGAUGGAGAGCGCCAGCCCGCUCCGGAGCAGCCUGGCCGCCUCCAUGGGCGCCCAGCCCGCCACCCACCACCCCAUCCCCACCUACCCGCCCUACGUGCCCGCCGCCCACGACUACGGAGGGAGCCUCUUCCACCCGGGCAGCUUCCUCGGCGGGCCCGCCUCCAGCUUCACGCCCAAGCAGCGCAGCAAGGCCCGCUCCUGCUCAGAAAGAAAUCCGGUUUCUUCGUGUUUCCAUUUAGAAGGCAGAGAGUGUGUCAACUGUGGAGCUACUGCCACCCCUCUCUGGAGAAGAGACGGUACUGGGCAUUACCUGUGUAACGCCUGCGGGCUCUACCACAAAAUGAACGGUCAAAACCGACCUCUCAUUAAACCUAAACGAAGGCUGUCGGCAGCUAGGAGAGCAGGAACUUGUUGUGCCAAUUGCCAGACCACCACUACUACCUUAUGGCGGCGUAAUGCAAAUGGAGACCCAGUUUGUAAUGCCUGUGGACUUUACUAUAAAUUGCACAAUGUGAACAGGCCUCUGACCAUGAAGAAGGAAGGAAUUCAGACCAGGAAUAGGAAAAUGUCCAACAAGUCCAAGAAGAGCAAGAAAGGCUCUGAAUGCUUUGAGGAACUAUCCAAGUGCAUGCAGGAGAAGUCCUCUCCAUUCAGCGCGGCUGCCCUUGCCAGCCACAUGGCCCCGAUGGGCCACUUGCCCCCCUUCAGCCACUCUGGACACAUCCUCCCGACACCUACCCCCAUCCACCCAUCGUCCAGCAUCUCAUUUGGACAUCCGCAUCCAUCCAGCAUGGUCACCGCCAUGGGAUAGAAUUGGGAGAUCCUAACCAAGACUGCAAAAACUGGGCUUUGCCUAAAGGUGACAUCAAGGAUUGAUUCUGCCCAGAAGCGAGACAUAGAGGGAAGGAAGGAAGGAAAAAAGGAAAUCUCAUUCCAGUGUGGUUCAACUCCUAGUGCUAGACUAAAACUUGGGAAUGACGGAUCUUCAGCAGAAAUGCUUUUUAAUGGUGCCUGUUAUGCACUUUCCCCCCUCAGGUAAAAAGAGAAAGAGGAACUCACCUGUUUGAUAUGUUGCCUGCUCUCGUCCCAGCAGAAAGUAAAGAUGGCUGAAGCAGUAGAAGAAGCUGGAGCCAACUUUCCUUUCUCUUUGUUAAUUACUGUGAAUAUUGUAAAGAGAUUAGCUGCCUCCUGAAACAGAGGAAAUGCAGUGGUAGCCACCCGUGCUGGAUUUCUAUCACAGACUUGUGUUCUUGGGGGAGGGAAAAACUUUAUAAAAUCUACUUUUUAAGGAAAUAAAUCAGACACAGAAAAAAGAAAAAGAAAAAUCAUUAUUUAUUUUCCUUUUGUGUUCUAGAAAGAGCUUCAAAACUCUUGCAUGAAUUUGUGGAUCUUUUUAUUUAAAGAAACAUCCAGCCUGGUAACAAACAAGUUUUUAAAAAAGUGUUGUUAUUGCUUAAUGGCCACACUUUUGGAUCUUUACAUUGAUUGCUGUUAGACUUAAAUAAAUCUACUAGGCAAGGGGAUGUGUGUGUGAAAGCGGACACAUUUAGCUAUAAGAUAUAAGGCUACAAUAGCUCGAGGUGUGGAUUAUUUCUGAUAUAACAUCUGUAUUCUCUUCCUCAAUGUGAAGAUUGUUGGUCAAAAGCAUGUCUUCCUGGGAGAAUACAGAUAACACGAGACAAAUGGCUCAAGGGUUCUCCUUAGGGAAACAAACUUGCUUUGGCUGAAGGGCAACCUAUAGGGUGUCCAUAGGUAUUUCAAGUGUAUUCCUAGGCCAACUCUCUGAAUUACCCCUGGCCACUGUCUUUUCCAUUGGCAGAGCUGUGCCAUAUGCUCUCCCAUAGAGGACUGCAGUGCCUUAAGCCAGGCUUCUACAACUUUAAGGCGCUGGAGAAAGACUUCCACCAACCUAUAACCAGGCUUACUGGGGAUGAUGGGAACGAUGCCACAACACCUCUAGAGGUACACUAGGCUAGCAGCAUCUUUUCCUUUGCCCAGGUUUCAUGAUACUGCAGGUUCUCCACUGACUAGCUGCCUUGUUUUGCUCAGUUUCUGUGUUCCAUUCUUUGUGGUCCUCCACAUCUGUGCAGAGUUUCCUCCAACUUCUUUCUCUGCUCACCUCUGUGUCUUCUCCCAGCCCUUCCCCUCAUGUAUCUGACAGAAGCACUGACAUAUGGCCUUCUGUAAUACAGGUGCUGAAUAUCUCCACUAUAAGUCUGACCUGGAAACCAUAGAUCUUAACAAACACUCUCACACAGGCAAACAUUCCUUAUAUACUCUCCGCUAGCCAUUUUGCUGGCUCUUGUGCCAACUGUCUGGUGCCAUCCCUCCUUUGCUUGCCUAUUUAGAAGUCGGUCCCAUAGAAUACAGAAGGACCUAUUCCUAGGAAGACAUCUAAAAUGUAUCCUGUCACCACUUUACAUAGAUCCAGAUCUUUGGUCCAUGCUGCCCAUCCUGAAUGUUGGAAGUGGCAGUGGCUGGUUUCUCAGGUUUUCUUGGCUUCCUCAUAAUUGUUUUAGCAGCAGGUACCACAUUUUGAACCUUCUGAUACCUCUGACUUCAAAGCAUUUAUCUUGCCACACAGCCAUAGAUUUUCCUUCAGCAAAAGGAAAUGAGGAACCCGAGGCCCUGUUGCCAAGUCUGGGCUGCCUGUGGUCCCAGUCUAGCUGUUUAGCUUUCCCUCUAAUAACCUCACUUCUUUCCAUGUAGCAGUCCUUCCAUGUGGUCUCCUGGCUUUGCUAUAACCUUUUCCCCUCCCAUGCCAAAAGGCUGGAACUCCUGAAAUGACUUGUGGAAAGUGUUAACCUGAAAUUUACUAGGAUGUAAUGGUGGGAUAGCCUCUGGCUGCACCAACCAACCCACCCACAAAUCCUCUCUGAAACAUGAUUUGGCCAUCAAGGUGAAACGUAGUGGUCCAUCCUUGUCAGAAUGUAUUCAUGGCUCUAACUUGCUGUUUCAUUUGAGAGCAGAAGAAAGAAUGGCUCUUUAAACUGGAAGGGUCCCUCAUGAUAGUUUGGGUUUUGCCACCUUCAUUUAGCAGAUGUUGCCCAAGAGCACUGCAAUGUUGAGUAGCUAUUGUCCUAUUAUAUUUGUCAUGUGUCUAUGUAGAGGUGGAGUUUGCUCUCUGUCAGAUGCAAGUUUUUUACUUGGGAAGGGAUGAAGGCACCUACAAAACAUAACGGGGAAAGAGCAGUGGUGAAUGUCAUAUCCUUCCAUGGGUUCAGGCGAGGCAGCAGUAGCUGCCGGAAAGUAGGGGCUGAUGAAGUGGUCGAUCAAGGGGUACUUGGCUGUUUCCUAUAACACAUUUUCUAUUUUUAAGGAAAAUCAUGAGUGUUGAGAGAAAAAUAAUAAUCAUCUCCCAUUCUAAAACCAUAUUGUACGUUUUUUAAAAGCUGAAAAAAAUAAAGCUCUUGCCAGUGUGAUGUGUAUUCUCUUGAUUGUUAUGAUCUGAUGACUUUCAUGGUCACAAAGUCCAGUAUAACAUAUGAUGUACAUAUUUAGCUAUAUUUCUGAUGAAAAAAGCCCCUGUGAGACUUGGGGUUUGGUAAUGUAAACCGCAUAAGCUUAACUCUGUGACAAACUUUUUAAAACUGUUUUUCUUUAAUAUUUUAAAUCAAGCCAAUUGUAUCUUAACUGCAAAAGUCUGCUUAAAACCAAGGCAAAGGUGUACGUUGGUUUUGUUGGUAAUUCAGCUGUCUGGUAAAGAACAAAGGACCAAGCAUCCAAAACAACAUCGCUUUCCUCCCUUUUCUGGUCUGUGUUGGCUAUCCUUCUCCAGCCUGGUGCCUUCCAAAUGUGCUGUUUCUUAUUGUAAGCCCCAGUUUUACUGGUUGUGGGAUUAAGUAAAUUGUAAUCCAACACAUCUGCAAGACACUAGUUUAGGGAAGGCUGAUGAUGAAGGCAUAUAUAGCUGCACUUUGUGAAGAAGCAAAAAAUAAUCAGAUACCAAAAUAUAAGACACUUCAAAAUAAGCAAAUUGUUUUCAAUUGACCAAGACAAACUAUUUACUCCUUUAUUUAGGGGGGUGUGUGUGAGAGGGAGAGAGAGGGAGGGGUGACCUUUAAAAAAAAAUGGUACCGUGAUAUAUUAUUUCUAACGAAGUCAAAUUCCUUAAGGGUUGGGAGCGACUGGGUGAGAGAAUGAAGAAAUUUAUGAUGUUGGGGAGCAACCCUUGGCCCCAGCGCUAUUGCUGAUGCACAGACUAUUUGUCUCAGUGGCUUGAGCUCUGCAAAACCCCACUUGGACAAAUAGGGCUGCAAUCAGAAGUGCUUGCUGGGUGAGAUCCACAGAUGUCAAAGUGCAAUAUAUUGUCAGUCACUGCAGCGUAGGAGAACCGCAGUCAGGAUUUAAAUUAUUUUGUACUUGUAUCAGCAUAAGGAUUUGGCAGUAUUUUCUGUUGUUUUUUUUUUAAAAAAUGCUUAAUUUUUGGAUUAGUGAACUAAGUUAUUGUUAAUUAUGUACAACAUGUUUAUAUAUUGUCUGUAAAAAAGUGUAUGCUUCCCUCAUAUUCCUUCAAGGUGAAUACUGCUAAGAAUAAUAAAAAACCACCCUUUUUGUGAAA
Anolis carolinensis (green anole) is the source of this 5905-nucleotide messenger RNA. It is a transcript of the gene gata2, whose product is annotated as GATA binding protein 2. Gene Ontology annotation, molecular function: zinc ion binding; DNA-binding transcription factor activity, RNA polymerase II-specific; RNA polymerase II cis-regulatory region sequence-specific DNA binding. The record is from RefSeq and is a predicted model, not a curated record. Lineage: Eukaryota; Metazoa; Chordata; Lepidosauria; Squamata; Anolidae. The coding region runs from base 701 to 2155 and encodes 484 amino acids. The transcript has 6 exons. Gene Ontology annotation, biological process: positive regulation of angiogenesis; positive regulation of transcription by RNA polymerase II; cell fate commitment. Gene Ontology annotation, cellular component: nucleus.